Pungitius pungitius (ninespine stickleback) is the source of this 3286-nucleotide messenger RNA. It is a transcript of the gene glis1a, whose product is annotated as zinc finger protein GLIS1. Gene Ontology annotation, cellular component: nucleus. The coding region runs from base 354 to 2135 and encodes 593 amino acids. The transcript is spliced from 9 exons. Gene Ontology annotation, molecular function: RNA polymerase II cis-regulatory region sequence-specific DNA binding; DNA-binding transcription factor activity, RNA polymerase II-specific. The record is from RefSeq and is a predicted model, not a curated record. Gene Ontology annotation, biological process: regulation of transcription by RNA polymerase II. Lineage: Eukaryota; Metazoa; Chordata; Actinopteri; Perciformes; Gasterosteidae.
UGCGUGUGCCCGCGCAGGCUGCGCUGUGAGCGCGCGGCGCAGACAGUAGUGGGAAGCGCACAGUCCGCGUGCAGCCGGCACGCGCAGACCAGCACCGCCGUGAAGCUCCACUGCAACCGCGAGAAGCGCGGCCGGAGAGAUGGCGGCCCACCGCUCGGCGGUCUGGAACAAACGGCCGCGGGUUCGCGCGCGCUGAACCGGGCCCGAUGGCGCCCGCCGGAAACGCACCUGGUCUCGACUGCGCCCGAGAAGCGAAAGAGACGCCGUCCGUGGCUCCACCGCAGACGGGUUCCUGAAAAAGGGUCUCGUCGGCAUCACCGAUCCCGCUCAGAGGAUCCCCCCGGGGGGACGCCAUGUGGCCCCCUGACCUCGGGCCUCCGGACGUCCCGCUCACCCUGCCCGGCUUCGGAAGCGUGUUCGAGGACGCCGAGGGCCCUCGGGCGCCGCCCUCCUCCUCCGGUGGCUUCUGUCAGCCCUCCAAGGUGCGUUCGGGGGGGCUGGGCGUGUGCUGCCUCCCGAGGACCUCGCUGGGCCGCGACCUCGGCUCCCUGCUGGGCGGCAAGACCGCCGCGGCCCGCCUAGAAAGGACUGCGGAGGACUUCGCGGCGCACGCGGACCCCGAAGCCGGCGCUCGCGGGUUCGGUUGCUACCCGCAGCCCUGCCUCCCGCUGCCCUACGCGCUCACCAGCUGCGCCACGUCCCCCCCUUUCGCCUCCCCGCCCUCCUCCCUCUCCUCUCCCGCCUCCUCCUCGUCUUUAUUCUUCGCCUCCUCUCUGCCUCCCCUGUGCGAUGCGCCCGACAGAGCUCCUCACCUUCACAGGACGAUGCAGGAGGAGUUUGAGGCGGUGAAGCGGGAGCCCGCGGACGAUUUCUCGCCGUGCGAGGGGGAACCGUUUCAGGCUGGCGACCAGCGGGCGGCGCUGUUCCACGCGGCCCGGCCCGUCCAAGGUCGGGACGGCGGCGGCGGCGGCCCGCUUCAUUUCCCGAGGCUCGACGGACCCGCCGGGGGCCACGACCCCAGCGCGGACCAGCCGUGUCACUGGAUGGACUGCAGCGCCGCCUACGGCAGCCAGGAGGAGCUGGUGAGGCACAUCGAGAAGGUGCACAUCGACCAGCGCAAAGGGGAGGAGUUCUCCUGCUUCUGGGCCGGCUGCGUGCGGCGCCACAAACCCUUCAACGCCCGCUACAAGCUGCUCAUCCACAUGAGGGUGCACUCUGGAGAGAAACCCAACAAGUGCAUGUUCGAGGGCUGCAGCAAGGCCUUCUCCCGUCUGGAGAACCUGAAGAUCCACCUGAGGAGCCACACGGGAGAGAAACCCUACAUCUGCCAGCACCCCGGCUGCCUCAAGGCCUUCAGCAACUCCAGCGACCGGGCCAAACAUCAGCGCACACAUCUGGACACGAAGCCGUACGCCUGUCAGAUCCCGGGAUGCACCAAGCGCUACACCGACCCCAGCUCCUUGCGAAAGCACGUCAAAGCUCACUCGGCCAAAGGCCUCCAGGAGAGGGAGGUCCAGGUACAGGUGCAGGUGCGCGCCAUGCUGGAGGCGGAGGCCCUGAGCGACGGCCUGGCGAGGCAGCACCUCCUCCGCCGGGGGAACGGCUCGGACGGCCCGGACGAGUACGCAGGUGUGUAUUCAAACUGCGGCUCCGUCCACAGCAGAGCCACCUCGGAGUUCCCGCCUCCGUCGGCGGACCCGUCCUGCGGGUACCGAGGCCUGGAGGGGAACCGGCCCGCGGCGCCAGGCAGCACGGGAGACGGAAACGGGCCGACGCCCCUGUUCAUGUCCUCCGACGUCAGCCCAGCGAGCUCCUCGCCGGACGGGGUGGACGUCCUGCUGCAGGGAUUCCACAAAACCUACCACCCCCAACAGGUGCUCCCCCAGCAGCAAGGGUGCCUCUACGCGGAGGGAAAGGCGCCCCCACCCGGCGGCGACGGAGGCUUCGACCCCGCCAGCUACUUGGCGGCCUCCUCCGCCUCUUACCCGACAGGCUUCGACUUGCUGCAGGAGCUGCAGGCUCAGACGGGGGGGGGUUACUCCACGUCUCCCUGCUCGGACGACAGCUUCCUCUUCCAGGCCGGAGGCGUCGACCGCUGCCUCAACCAGAUCUACUCCAUCUACCUGGACUCGUGAUGGGCCUCGCCAAAGCCAAUCAGCAGCCGCCUGGCUUCCACUUGGACGGAAUUCAUCAGACAAUCGACAAACGACUCUAUAUUGUUCAUUCAAUUAUUGGUGUUCUGGACAUGAAUUAUCUCUGUGGGAGUAUUAACGGGACAAAGAGGAGGAGAAGAAGAAGAAAAAAAAAAAAAGCAGAAUUGGCUGCUGGAGGCAAGAGAGGAAAUCUGGUUGAAUUGAAAAUGUCAAGUUCAGAGAUGCGUCUUUGUGGUCUGAAUGGAAGGAGCCAUGAGCUUCCAUGUGCUGGUUGGAUCUGUUGAAAGGUAUCUGGCUCUCUGGCUCGGACGCGGAUAUCUAGCGAGGUUCCCACCGCCUGCCGGGAAAUGUUAAAACCAUGUUGUUUGACAGAAUGGGACCUGGUGAUGCGGGGGUUCCAGACCUGAGGUCCAUAAAGAUAUCGGUCUGGCUGCAACGGCGGAAACCAAAGAAGAAACAAAACACAGUUUUAACAGGAAAUCUGAAUUAUUAGAAGGCACUAACACUCAAAUGGUUUAACUCUAUUACGCUUAUAGGUGCAUGUAAUAUGUCGUGAUGAGCAGGUUCAUUUUAAGGAGUUACGAGACGAAACAUCGUGUUGUGAUGGACCGGGCUUGUCAAUCAGCAUUUAAACCGUACAGAUAUAUAUAGAGAUAUACAGUAGAUAUUCCACACGUACAGUCUGUUGUGGAUCGGUGUGGGUGACUCCUGGGACUUAAAACUGACACACAAAAACAACACAAACUGCACUUAAAAAGCAUCGGCUGUGAUGUGUCUGUUGUGGACAAAUACGUUUCAAAUAUGUGUAAUCUAACAACCAUCGAGACAGGAGCAUAAUCUCCGCUUUUAUUACUAUUGUCUCUUCUGUACCUUUCCAUGUUGGUUGUAUCAGUGUUAUAUUCAGUGAGGGGGGGGGGGGGGUGCAGUGUUUACAGUAAGUUCUCUGUACUCUUUUCUGUCUCGUUACACUUUGAAAAUAUGAACAAACCAGAAAAAAUGUUUACACUGAUUUUGUAGCAAUUCAGAUUGUGAUUUUCUUAUUGUCAUUGAACAGUGUAUAUAGACUGUAAAAAAAACUGUCUUUUAUAUCUAAAUAAAUACAUCUUUCUAUAUGUUUGUCAGUUUGAGGGCUU